GAACACCCAACCCCGCCGCGGGAAGGCGCGGUACGCCUUGAGUCUGGCGCCUUAGACCACUCGGCCAUCCUGACACUGCGACCGUGAGUUUGUCUGGGACUUACUUAGCACUGUCAUCACUGCCAUACUCGUUUCUCUGUAUUCUUUGGCCCAUCACAGGGAGCCCGUCUGCACCCGGGAGGUGGCGGACAGUAGCCAGGGAACGGCCAGCUCGGCCCGGCCCGGCCGCGGAGCUCCGCCGCAGCGAGGAGGAGCCCGGCGUUACCCACAGGCCCCUGCCGCGCCGCCACUUCCGCCGCGACCAUUUUGUUCUUCAGCGGCGUCAAGGGUACGCUCUCGGCUCUCAUCAUGUUCCCGCUGGCCAGGGCCGCGCAGAGCCUCGUCGCUCGUGGCAUCCAGCACACUGCAGUCAGAGGGGCUCAUCGCAAGCACGAGCCCACCUUCCACGAUAAAUAUGGAACCAUGGUCCUCCUCGGGGGAGCCGCCAUGUUCACUGCUGUCUGGAGCUAUGUGUUCACAUCACUGAAUGUGGAGUGGGGCAUUUCACCUGUUGGCAGAGUCACUCCAAGUGAAUGGAGGGGGUAACAGCCUCUAAUGAACUGGUCUAGAGUUUCACUGAGAAAAUGGUCAUGUAGUGGCAUUUGUUCCCUGAUUACCACUUGGACAGUGGCGUUCCUGGUCUAAUAAACAUACUAGAAACCUG
Molecule: messenger RNA, 703 nt
Organism: Camarhynchus parvulus
Lineage: Eukaryota; Metazoa; Chordata; Aves; Passeriformes; Thraupidae
Product: cytochrome c oxidase subunit 7B, mitochondrial
Exons: 3
Coding region: 349-585 (78 amino acids)
Biological process (GO): mitochondrial electron transport, cytochrome c to oxygen
Source: RefSeq, a predicted model, not a curated record